Anastrepha obliqua is the source of this 3147-nucleotide messenger RNA. Its product is annotated as membrane alanyl aminopeptidase-like. Gene Ontology annotation, biological process: proteolysis; peptide catabolic process. The transcript has 7 exons. Gene Ontology annotation, cellular component: cytoplasm. The coding region runs from base 67 to 2892 and encodes 941 amino acids. The record is from RefSeq and is a predicted model, not a curated record. Gene Ontology annotation, molecular function: peptide binding; zinc ion binding; metalloaminopeptidase activity. Lineage: Eukaryota; Metazoa; Arthropoda; Insecta; Diptera; Tephritidae.
CACCUCAAACUGCUGUCAGCAGUCCGAUCGGUGGAAAUACGAGUAUACGAGUACACAGCCCAAAAGAUGUCAAAACUGUACCUCAUUGCCGCGGUAGUGGCACUAUUGAGCGUCACCGUUCGCGCCCAUCCAUUCAAAGAGCUGAAUGAAGUGAUUGCAAAUGAAGUGACUGGAAGAGCAACUGCUUCAGAUGGCGAGGACUAUCGUCUACCGACCAUAAUUCAACCAUGGAAUUACACACUCAAAUUGGCACCAUAUCUGCAAGAAAGUGAUGGCAACAAGAGAUUCACAUUUGAUGGUGAAGUUACCAUCCAAAUUAAUUCAACUGAAGCCACAAAAACACUAAUUUUACAUACGAGAAACUUAAAUUACACAACCCGCGAAUAUUGGUCAGAAUCUAAUGCGACUAAAAUCAAUUUGGACAAUUUCGAAUGGAAUAGUGUGACUCACAAAAUACAAUACAAUUUGAGCACAGAGUUGGAAGCUGGUAAAACUUAUUACCUACAUUUCAUCUACAAUGGCACGAUGGAUGAUGAUAUGUAUGGCUUCUACCGCAGCUACUAUGUUGAUUCCAAUAAUGUCACCAAAUGGAUUGGUUCUACACAAUUUCAACCUAAUCAUGCACGACGUGCCUUCCCUUCAUUCGACGAACCAAAAUUUAAGGCCACCUUCGACGUUACAAUCAGACGCCCCAAAAACUUGACCUCUUUUGGCAAUACCCGUAUUUCGACAACAGUCACUGAUGGAGACUAUGAGGAAGAUAUCUACGUAACAACUCCAUAUAUGUCCACCUAUCUAUUAGCUUUCAUCGUGUCCGAGUUUACGCAACGCAAAAGUGAUAAUUUCGGGGUAAUUGCACGCCCUGAGUAUUAUAAUCAAACUGAAUAUAGUUUCAAUGUCGGCCAAAGUAUUUUAAAAGAAUUGGGCGACUACUUUGGUAUUGACUAUUUUGCAAUGGGUAAUGAUAAAAUGGAUAUGGCUGCCAUUCCCGACUUUUCUGCCGGAGCAAUGGAAAACUGGGGUCUAUUAACCUACAGAGAGCGGGCAUUGCUUUAUGAUUCAAACUCCACAACGGAUAGUGCCAAACAAUAUAUUGCCGCAGUAGUGGCACAUGAGCAGACUCAUAUGUGGUUCGGUGAUCUGGUGACGUGCGACUGGUGGAGUUACACAUGGUUGAAUGAAGGAUUCGCUCGUUACUUCCAAUACUUUGGCACACAUAUGGUUGAAACUGAUAUGGCUUUAGAUAAGCAGUUCGUAGUCGAUCAAGUACAAUCAGUUAUGUCCAUGGACGCCACGAAUAGCACCAAUCCUAUGAGCGAUGAAGACACGCACACACCCUCCGACAUAAGCCGUAUGUUUAAUAGCAUUUCCUAUAACAAGGGUGCCUCCUUUAUCCGGAUGGUAAAACAUGCCAUGGGCGAGGUUAACUUCAAAACUUCGUUGCAAACCUAUCUCAAAACUUACCAAUACAAUAACUCCAUUCCGAUUUAUCUUCUUCAAACUUGGCAAAAUUAUUGGCCUGCUUCAACCAAACAAUACUCAGAGGCUGUGUUUAAGAGCUUCACGGAGCAAGUCGGCUAUCCCGUCGUGACAGUAACACUGUCUAGUGACAAGAAAUCUUUUAGCGUUAAACAGUCACGCUUUAUGCUCAAGGAUCAGAGCACCAGCAACACUUCUUUACUUUACACCAUACCAAUUUCCUAUACGACCAGCGAAGAAAACAAUUUUGAAAACACAACUCCUGAUUUCUAUUUGAAUGCUACAACAUCGGCAUCAAAUAUAACCCUAAACAACAGCGUGGAUUGGAUCAUUCUUAACAUACAAGAGACUGGCUACUAUCGCGUCAACUAUGAUCAGAGUACUUGGAGUUCUAUACACGCAGCGCUGCACUCCUCGAACUGGAGUGGUAUUCAUGAACUGAAUCGUGCUCAAAUAGUCGACGAUCUGCUCAACCUGGCACGUGCUAAUGUUCUCGAGUACGACGUAGCACUUGAUGUACUUGAGUAUUUGGAGAGUGAAAUCAAUUACCUACCAUGGACUUCCGCCUUCAAUGGAUUUACUUUCAUUAACACUCGUCUGGGCAAUGAUACUGAGAGUUUCUACUCUUACAUUAUUGAACUUACUGAGACAGCAUACAAUCAACUCGGGUUCGAUGAACGCUCGAACGAUACCGCAUUAGAUAUCUAUAAUCGUGCUAAAAUUUUAUCUUGGUCUUGCAAAGCUGGUCGUACAGAGUGCAUUCAAAAGUCACAAGAACAUUUUGCCAAAAUUGACACGACUCCAGUACCAGUGAAUAUCCGUUCAGUUGUGUACUGCAAUGCUCUGCGUUAUGGCAAUGAAUCUAAUUACGAUAAACUUUUCAACAAAUUUUUGACAAGCACUUCUGCCACGGAGCAAAACCUGAUUCUCAGUACACUGGGAUGUGUGAAAAACAGUACACUGAUUGAGAAGCACUUCUGGGCCAUUGUGAGCGAUCAAAUUCGUCUCCAGGAUAAAUCUACUGCAAUGAGCAGCCUGUACACCGACAACAAUGAAAAUGUGGAUCAAGUCUUCGAAUUAGUUACCACAAACUACGACCAACUUGCAACUUCGAUGGGCAGCUAUUCCUCCGUCGCCACAAUUAUUGCCAAUAUUGCUGCUCUUUUUACUACUCAAGAGCAACUACAGAAAUUGAAGACGUUCAACGAAAAUAACAUGUCCAACUUUGGUAGUUCACAGUCAACAUUGGUGGCAGCAGAAAGCACUGUUGAAUACAAUUUGGGAUGGGCUGGCGACAGAUUAGUAAGCUUCAAGAGCUAUUUGGUGAAGCGCAAGGCAAACGGUGCUACUACUAAUACAGUUGCCGUACUAACACUAAUUGUAUGUGCUGUCAUUGGACGUUUCCUCCAGUAAAUUUCGCUAGCGCUUCCAUAUGUACCUAUACAUACAUUCCCAAUCAUGACUGGCAUUAACAAAUGCAUAUAGUUACGUAUGGUAGACUUAAUUUCUUUAGAUUAAGACCUACUGAAAAUAUUCUUCUCCUUCUUCUUAUUAAUCGAUUUUGUAAAUAUAUUUAUAUUUUGUAAGUAUGUAUAUGGAUAAAUAUGAAUGUGUGUGUAAGAAUUCAUCUCUUCAAUAAAAAUCCUCAACGUAGUUAACGAAUACUUA